AACGAUGUUCACUUCAUCUGACUGAGGGAAAAGUUGUAGUUGACUACCACCACACCUUCCUAUAGAAAUGUCCAAAGAAAACAAUGGAUCCGUUGGCGCUUGAUGAGCCGGUAUCUGAGGAGAAAACAGAAAAAGAAGUCGCCUCACUGUGGGAGCAUGAGGCUCUAUCGCAGAUCCCUGUAAAGGUGUUGAGGGGACAUACUGAUUCUGUCAGCAGCUGCCAGUUCUGCUUCAAUGACACCCGACUUCUCACUGGCUCCCAUGACAAGACUGCGAUAUUUUGGGAUGUGGAAACAGGAGCUCAGUUGAUGGUGCUGAAAGGAGGACACUCCGCGGCCAUCACUGGGUGCUGUUUGGUCCCAGAAAAGAACAGAGUAAUAACAUCCUCCUGGGAUAAGAAUAUGAAUGCCUGGGACCUGGAGACUGGAAGAAUACUGUGGACAGUAGCACAAGGUGGCUUGUUGAUGUCAUGCAGUGUGUCGGGGGAUGGGAAGUAUGUGGCUUCAGCUUCAGACAUGGAGAACGCCCUCUACAUCAACUGUGCUGACACAGGACAGAGACUGCAUUACAUGCAAGGCCAUCAUAAGUCCACAGUAAUGAGCUGUCAGUUUGAUGCUCAGAGUCAGCACUUGGCCAGCGUCUCAGCAGACAGAUCCAUUAAAUUAUGGGACCUCUGCUCUCACAAAACCACUCUGACCAUUAACAGUGCCCACAAAAAUGUCAUCUCAAGCUGCUGUUUCACUCGCAAUGGCCAUUACUUGUGCACAGCAUCGUGGGACCAGACACUGCAUCUGUGGGACGUUCAGACUGGUUCGUACCGCACCAAGGGAGGAAUACAGCUCAGCAAGGGUCACGAUGGUAGCAUCAGCUCCUGCGCCUUCUCCAACGAUGCUUCAGUACUGGUGUCUGGUGCAUACGACAGGACCCUAACACUGUGGGACAUGAAAGGACUGUGUAAAACCCUGGUGCUGAAGGGCCAUUUGGAUUGGGUGACAGACGUUGACAUUAGUGCAGAUAAGAACUGGGUGGUCUCUUCCUCAAAGGAUUCUACAGUACGUGUGUGGAACAUUGAGCAGUCUGAACACAUACCAGCCGUCAUUGAGACCAGGAGGGCUCAGGGAACGGGCUUUCAAAUCCUAAAGUGUGAAGAAUGUGGGAAAUCUUUUUCUGUCUCUCGCUUGGAGAACACCAGCUUGAUCACCAAAUGUGUGUUCUGUCGACUGAAGGCUCCAGACAGAUAUCUGCCUGCUCCUCCGUGCCUCUGAGUGGGUCUCGGCUAAAGAGCAUACUGUCCCCUACUGGAAACGGCGUGUGACAAUGUGUCAUCAGCAACACGAGGGUUCAGACGAAUUAUAAGAUACAACAUCUAUGUACGUAAAUCAUUUAUACGCCUAAAAUGAACCAGUGACGGGAAUAU
Messenger RNA from Colossoma macropomum (tambaqui), 1417 nucleotides. RefSeq names its product WD repeat-containing protein 88-like. The transcript is spliced from 11 exons. Gene Ontology annotation, molecular function: protein binding. The coding region runs from base 84 to 1265 and encodes 393 amino acids. The record is from RefSeq and is a predicted model, not a curated record. Lineage: Eukaryota; Metazoa; Chordata; Actinopteri; Characiformes; Serrasalmidae.